AUGCGCCAAAUAACAGACAACCGAGUCUAUGGGGAAACCCGGAGGGAGGAGGGGCGAGCGCUGCUGCUGGUCUGUUCAUUGGGCCAAGUUAAGUCCAUCAACAAGCUAGUUAGCGGUGAUGAACGUUAUCGGCGAUGCUCGAGCAACAAGAGACUAUGGAGUAGCAUUUCGAGCGAUAUUUUGGUGCUUUGACAAUCACUGUUAAUCUGAGGACCAGUCACUCCAAGUGGUUGUAAGAGUCUCCUCCAUUCAUGCGGUCGCUUGUGGACGGAGGAGUCUAAGCUCUCGGUGGCGGGCAACCUCAGUCACCAUUUAGCUGGGACAACUGGGACAACACGGCUCACACACCGGUACGUCUGUUUUUUCCGAUAGCAUGCUAGCUGAGCUAACAUUAACUACAGUAGCGUGCUCAGAUGCACAAAUACGCCUGGUUUUGCUGCAAUAAAGCGAAUUGGGGUCCACAGCUUGGAGGUAAAUGUGAAUGUUUCCUGCAUCCCUCCUUUCCCAUCUGCUUCUAACGGCAGAGGUAACAUCAGUGGGAGACGCUGCAGCGUUUCAGAGAGAGGAGAAGUGAUCAUCGACAUGUAAAUACUGCUGAUUGUUAGCAGACAUCGGCUAGUUAACGCAUCAGCGGCGUGUUGUUCUUGAGCCGCUUCACGUGAUCACUGAUAAACGCUGUGAACGUGGCCGAUAUUUUACAUUUUUACCUUGUAAAUAUUAUUUUUUGUGUAGAUGAGUGGAGUACAGUUGAUCCAUUCAUUCAUGGUGUGAUCAGCUAGAAAACACGACUCUGCAUACAGUCCUAUUAAAGGGGAGGGGGGGAAAGUGCCAUGAGGGAACCAUAUAAAAGUGCAGCAAAAUAACUGAAAUUAGGCAUUCAUGAACAAAAAAGUCCUAAAAAAAUAAAUAUAUAUUUAAACUGUAAACUUAGGUUCUUUUCCACCCAUUCCUGGGGCAUGUGAGUCUUUCCUGGUGAAGACUCAGUGUCCUUGGCACAAUAACAGCUGCAGAAGAGAGAAGUUUUAUAUGGCAGAUUUUGAGUGAGUAAAAAUAAGAUAAGAAGAACUUUAUUGAUCCUCGAAGGGAAAUUGUCUCACAUAAUAUGUCUCCAAAACUUAUCCACUAUUUACACAAGAGUUAUAAAGUCUGUUUGCUGUGGGUACAAAGAUCUUCUAAAUCUUUCUGUCCUGCAGCGAAGAGAGGAGCCGUCCACCACCAUUGGCCCUUUGGUCCAUCAAGGUGUUGUGAAGUGGGUGAUCCAUGUUCCAUGAACCUACUUUACCCUCUGUCACUAUAACAUGUACCUGUAGGAAAAAGCAGGUUUUUGAUCAGGGAAACAAAUAUGCCUUCAAAGAUGUCAAAGGCAACGCUGAAGCUACCCAGGGACCCUUGAUACUCAGACAAACACAACAUAAUGAAAAUCACGUCAACAUGUUUGGUCAGGUUAAAAUCAUCUGGCGAUAGUGUUCUAAGGUUAAGACUGGAUCAUGUAAAUGUCAAUAUUUGCUUUUUUUCUCUCUUUUACACAGAGUAAGAGCAUGGUGGUCCCAGACAGUGCCAGUGUGGUCCCCCAGCCUGACCAUGGCAGUCCCACUGGCCUCACGGAGAGCUCCAACCCGGGCUGCGAGGAGGAAGAGGAGGGAGGUCAAAACCUGGCAGGGGUGGAGUUGGAGGAGGUCCGAAAGCUGCAGGAGCUAGUUCGAAGGUUGGAGGUCCAGAAUGAGACCCUACGCAACAGGGGGAGUAAGAGCAUCAUCCACAGAGGAGCCAGCAGCAACAGCAACCUCACAGCUGCUGCCAAUAUCAAUGAGACGUUGACCUGUGAAGGAGUGACCAUCUCCCACCUUAGAUUGGAGCACAGUGGCAGCACAGACUUUGAGCUGUCGCCCCCUCAGGACAGCAGUAGCGGAGAGGACAUGUCCCCCUUGCCCAUGGCCAACAGGCUCGAGGAAGAGGAGGAGGAGGUAGAAGAGGAUGAACAGAUUCCAUGUGGGGGUUUCCUCACCUUGACCUGCAGCAACGGAGGAGGACAGUCCGAGGGGCAGACCCAGACGCCAGAAAGCCCUUCUCAGGGAAGUUACGAGUCAGAGACACUUGCAGAAAGUGAUUCAGGGGUCGACCAGACGGCACUGGACGAGGUGGAUGUCCUAGAUUUGGAGGACGAGGGUGCAGAAGUUGAGGAGGAAGACAGUUGGUAUGUUUUAUUGUAUGCACUACUUAUCUUUGGCGUAUGCAUCAAUGAGCCUUUCAUUUCCCAUGCUGUAAGCAUUUGACGAAUCAGUGAUCAGCUGCUAGACUAUAAACAGAUAGGAGUGGGAUGUCAUUUUCUGUGUGCGCAUGAAAGGGUGAAUUUGAGUUCACUUUAAGGGAAGUUUGUUGCAACAUAAAUACAGGGAUGCAACAUCUAACGCUUGCAUUUUACUUUUGCUUGUGUAUAAGAGAGAGGAGCCCCUUCAGCCAGAUGAGUCACAUUUGUUUUUUAUGUUAACCUCUGAUUUGAAAGUGUGUUACUCCCCCACAGGGCAGUGACUAUGCUUUGCUUUAUGUUAUUUUGAUGUUGAGUGAGACUUUAUUUUUGGAAAGGGCAGAAACUGCAUUUUUGUCAUCCAUAGGAUCACAAAGAGCCUUUUUAUUAACUUAAAAAGCUUUGACUGCAGCAACUGUUCUUAUUUAUCAGUCUUGAAUAGUAGUUGUAUUGAUCUGGACAAAGUUAUACAGUUAGUAAUGGAGGAAAGGCCUCACAGAGGGGAUCAGUUCAAAAGUAGUGUGACAUGUAUGAGACUGUUGGUUGUCUCUUGAGCUUAACUCUGCGCUCUGGGUUUGAUAAAUGUCAGGCAUGAAUGAUCUGCUUCUUGUUUGUCAGGUUAUGGAAAACAUUUUUUUUCCCCACUAUUAUACAUCCUCACCCAAACAGAGCAGAAAUGAAAAUACCAGGGGCAGAAAAUAAUUGUGACAACAGAAUAUCUUCCAAGCAGCAUUUUACAUUAAUGUGGACUUGGCAUUAAUCUGUCAAAUCAAAAAUGCAAAUCUACAAAGAUGUUGUUGCCACUCCUGAAAACAGGUUCAGUUAAAGCUUAGUUAUUGUUUUCUAACAAACCAAACUAUAUUUCCUUAAAAAGCAGGUUAACAAUUGAAGAUCUAUGUCAUUUACUUCAUAUGUUUCUUCUUCUUUAACCAGACGAGUUAAAGUUCAGACACAUUUGUUUACGACCUUACCAUAAACAGGUGCCAUAUUGUUCUCCGGAUGGCUACUUAAGCCAUCUAGUCAAGCAGCUUAACAGGCAGACCAUUCAUGGCUGAAUUUCAGUUUCCCAUCAUUAGCCAUACCAUAUGUGCUUUGCGAGGUUAUCAUAGCCAAAACAUCUAGUAAUCCCAACAGCGACAUAAUCUGAUCUGCCCCCGGCUAGAUGCUGCCGCGUGGCUAAACUGCUUUGGGUGGGAUUGCACAGCAUGUGAUCAGAGGCCCCCUUGUGUGCAAGCUGCAUAAACAAGGCCAGAAAAAAAGACAACUGAGGGUAACUGAAGGGUGUCGUCCUGUAAGGCUUUUUUGGCACAUAUGCAAGUUACUUAAUUUGUCUUGACAGGUAAUGUCCAAACUGUGUGAAUGUCCAUCUUGCUCUUAAACUGCCUGUUUUUUUGUCGGAGAGGACAACUUAAUGAAUUCUAGUGCCUAGCAAAAAGCCAAUUAGACAUGAAUUUAGAGCUUUGUGAUUACAUGCAUCCCACCACCACAGUUAGAGCAGGAAUAGUACAACAAACCUAAUUUAUUAGUACAUUUUUUUUGCAUCAGCUGUAUUUUGGUCACCAAAGCCAUGCCCUUAGGAUGCUCCUUGUGACUCGAGCUGAACACGCUGAAAAAAGGGACAAGCUCCUUUUGUAACGGCAUGAGGUGGAUUUCACUUAAUGGACCAGCUAAAAAAGUGAACAUGAAUGCACAAACUGAGGUCCACUCUCUCCAAUGUUUCCCCACCACAUUCAGCUUCUUUUGUUAUAAAUGUAAAGAAUAAAGAUAAGACUAAGUCAGUAAAUUCCAUUAGCAAAAGUGUGAAAAUAUUUCCAACCUGACCAGUAGGAUUGACAAUUUUCAGUUUAAACAUGGUAGAAAGGUUGCUUUCUUCAAACGCCUAAGCUUUUUUCAACAUGGAUUAAUGCUCUGCUCUGCUCUGGUACAGUUGUAUAUUUAUUUACAGGUUUAGCAGUUACAGUAAUGGAACUACAGAGGCAGCUGUGUGUGGAUGCCAACAGCCUGGUGAUAACCUGUGAUCAAAACUCACGUGUAAACAGUUGAACCACAAGCGGAACGCACGUCAUUAAUCCACAGCAAACACAGGGUUUGUGUGUGAAAGAAGUAGCUCUGCACACACACACACACACUCACACACUGGAAAGCUGUGCUCCCUGGCCCGAUGUGUGACCUGAAUUUUACUCCCUGUAUUGUUGCCCACUCCAGUGGGAAAUGGGUCCCUUUGUGUUUGCCUAAUGGGAAGAUGAUUUCUAUCUGAUUGGUCCAGAACUGGUCAGUCCAGGCCUUCUGUGACUCUCAAAGGAUCAGCCCAUCUGACUGUCUGUUCAAAGCUGGUGGGGAGCUGAAGCACUUGAAAGAUCACAGUGGAGGCACAGGAAACAGAAAGAGAAGUUUUGAAUGUUAACAGUCACAUUGUGUGGGUGCCUGGAAACCCAACAUGGCUGGACCCUUGCAGCUUUGAUUGAAGGUUUUCUGGCUGUGGUGAAGUUACAGCCAUAUCCAAGCAUGACUCUAAAGUUUCACUCUUAGAUUAGCUGAGCAGUCAAUUAGCAAACCAACUUCAAUUCCUCUGUGAAUUAAAGGGUUUUGUUUUUUUUGCAGUUGUCCAUAAUUGUAGAUGUGAUUGCAGCAUGUCUUUAUAUAGACUUGUAUGAGUGAGACAUUUAGGCAGGAGAUGCAAAAGAAGAGCGCAUCAGGGAUCCAGACUGACGCUGUGAUAAGGAUGUUUAAAGGUGCAUCAGUAUUGAGUCACCGGCUGUUAGAUCUAAUAACAUCAUUCACCGUGUUUAAACAGCUUGGAUGUUUGUUUGAUGCUAACUGUGGGUGGAUGUUGAUGCUGCCAAUGCUCAGUCAUGCCUAUGAUGAACAGCAUGAAAAUCAUUCUGACUGUGCAUGGCAUGCUCAAAUCUAUUUGAUGUAUACCAUUUAAGACAGCAGUUUGCUCGAACCUCUGGCUUGUUUUUAUUCCAGUCUUUCGCUCUGCAGCUACUGACACAUUUGACGGGAGUCUUUACCAAAAAGUAGAUUAGGCUUACUCUAGGCUUACUCUUACUCGGUUUCCCCGAAACCCGUUUUCCUUUCCAAAUCCCUUUUACUGCUCUCAAUUGCUCUCGUUUCCCAGAGUAAUGUGUAUUUGUCUCCCCCCCUGCAGGUUGUAUGUGUCUCCGAAAAAGCAAGUGGCAGAUCAAGGUCCAGAAUCUCCUUUGAAGUGGUGUCGGCAGGCUCUCGACCAACGCAGCCCAGAGACAGAAAUGGCUUGUCGGACCCUGAUAAGUCGAUUGGACCAGUGUAUGCAUUAAACUUACAGUAACAUCCAAAAACUUUGAUUUACACCUGACAGUCGAUUUAUUUACCACUUUACUCUUCCCUUUCGCAAUAUCAUCAGUCAUCAAGCUCACCUAUAAGGGGCUCUCAUUAAGGACAGUAAACAAACGUUUAUAUCUGUCUUGGAGUCACAUGUCAGAGAGCGUUCCCUCCUGCUGUGGAUGUGCCGCUAUGCUCUUAUUUACUGCUCACCUCCUCUGUGUACGUGCACAGAUCCGUGUUUUACUCCUCAGACAAAGCCAGAGUGACGUGUACAUGGUGUGUAUGUCUUUAUGUGUGGACAGAAGUUUGUCUCUGAUCCAACAGACCCCAUAUAUUAUUUAUCCCGCCCACAGUUCUUACAUCCUGCACGCUGCAGAACCUGAACAACAAAGCUAUUCACACCAAAACUGAAUGGCUACAUGUAGUCACAGGCUGGAUUGGAUUACCUUCCCCUUCAGGGUUGACUCUCCGUUUUUAAACGGCUGCACUGGGCUGUGAUAGUGCAUUGUGAAUAUAUAUAGAGCAUAUUUUAGGCAAUCUGUGGAGACUGUAGGGUUUUAUGACCAUGUUGUUUAAAUUAACCUUUUUAAGCUGUAGUGCGAAAUUGAGUUUAAACUAAAUAUGUUAAAUUAUUUCAGUAUUCAUAUUUGUGUCUUUGAAGCAGGACCCAGAUACACCGUCUUGCUCCUGUUCACAUGUACAUGCUCUGGAUUGACAGUGAACCUCUUGAACCCCAAAUAGUGCAAUGGUUUGUUCUCAUGACUUAGCCGCUAACAUAAAACCUUAUUUAAAGCCCUAAAGAUUGUUAGUCAGGAAAUCAGAUUGUAUAUCAGGAAUCUAGAAAUUUAUGGGGCUGAUACUGAAUCAGUUGUGCAAAACGGCUCUGCAGUACACCAAAGUUCCUUCUUUAGUGCAUUAAAUUCCAGCUGUCGUGGAUAUAUUCAACCAUUCAGCUGCACCUUUGCACAAGUCCACUGUUUACACUGAGAUUCAAAUCACAUGCACAUGACAUCCUGCUGCUACAGAAAGAUCACACACACACCUUUAUACACUUCAGUCUAGUUUGUCAGAGCUUUCUGAUUAUGCCCCUAAAUUACUAGACCACUUAUAGCUGCAGAUCACAGCCUGUGACCCUACUGUAUAAAAAAAAGCAAUGCAGUAGCAUUUUUUUAUUCUUAUUUUAAGUACAUGUUCUAAUUAUUUCCAACCCAAAAUACAAUCAGCAUAAUGUCAGAUGUUGUGAUCUCAUAUGAGCGGCUUCUCUGGUUUUGUCCCCCAAAUGUUAAAGAAGCAUGCACCAUCUGCUUCUAGCUGCAGAUGUACAGUUCUGUGGCUCUACAUGGUGUCCCUCUGCAACAUCCUGACAACAACCCGGAGAUGCCAUCAUGCGUUCAUGUGAUCAUGUGCUCAGUGGUUUAACAGUGAUACCAGUUAUGUAUUCAACACCACACCCUGGGAUCCGUAUCGACCCUGCCCUUUUGGACUUUACCUCUUAUGCUGCCACACCUCUACACGAACCAAAGGAACAGCUGUGUUUGCAGACGCUCAGAUAGUCGAAACACAAUCAUUUUGCACCUGUUGUUCCUCUUGUUCAAUGAAAAAGGGGCUGUUUGUAUUAUGUGCUUUGAUCCCAGUCAUGCUCAGCUCUUCUUCAUGUCUUCUUUCUUAUAUUUCCUCUUUAAUGUGUGUGCAUUCUCUUCUGAGUGAAACCUGUCUUUCCUCUCCUGUUCCCCACAGCAUCUCGAUGGAGGAACAUGUACAGUAGCCCGUCAGCAGAGGCAGGCUCGGCAGGCUCAGGCCUGAUCUCUCCUGGGUACCACAAAUCAACUAACAAAUCCCUACUAACCUGUGGCAGCUCAGGUAUGGCAUGACAUUAACACACUGUGCUCCUCUUUUUCUGCUCAACACUACAGUGGGGCUGAUGUCAGCUCACAUAAGGAUGUAGGUCAGCUGACAUGUGUGUGUGCACUAAUGCGUCAACAAUGUGUCCUUUUGGGGAUCUGAAUGCCAAUUUGAAAAAAUCCUUCAGGGCAGAGCUGCAUGUUCUCCUAAAUUAACAUGUGUGGCACAUACUGUACAUUGACUUUUCACUUUUGUUCUAAAGGAAAUCAGUUUAACUAUGUUUUUUUUCUUUCUAUACAUGAUUCACCUGUUAUUUAGUACUGUUUUAAAAUCAGCAAGGACUAUAAAUGUGUUAAAAGGACAGUCCAUUACAGGAAACAUAAUAAACGGGAAGGUUAGAUUUGCAUCUUUCAGUAGGAAAUUGUAGACGAAUAUAAUGUAAGAGAGAAAUAUGUGUUUUGUUGCUCCAAGCAUGACAAAAGUUGCCGUUUUUUCCUGUCAGGGCAGACGUAAAUACAUUCAGAUGAUCAAAUCACAAACACCGUCCCUUAAAGCUUUUCUUGAAUCAAGACAACAACAGCCAUAACAAAAAUGCAUCAAAAUAUAAUAACCUUUUUAUUUUCGGUCUUUGUAGCUUGUUUAGAGUUGGUCUUUUAGGGUUCAAGCCUAGCAGAUAGGUAGCACUCUUUUACACCAGCCUACUUUAAAAUGUGUGCUGCAGUUAUGUACAGGGAAUAGAGUAGGGUGACGUCCGGCAUUGGGAUCAUUAAGCAGAUUUUUGAAUUUCGAUUCUUUCUUUCGGUUCUGAGUGCCAAGUAGUUCGUUACACAAACACUACACAAAUUCAAAACGAUGGAAGCCCGUUUCCACCAGUGAAAAAAAACACAGGCUUCCAUACAAAACCCCGGGCAUUUCAAGGAUUUUAUAAACUACCCCCGGACAGGCCAGGAGAGAAUCGUUAGAAACCAGAAUCGAAACGAGGAAUCUGAAUGGAAUCGUUCAAAUUUAAACAACGCCCAACUCUAACAGUGAAUUUGUUACAUAAGGGGGCUCUACUUGAGGGCAGGAUUUGCGUUUAUGCCUACAUGACUUCAUUCCAGGGUAGAUCACUAUGAUAACUUGUGCCGAACACCUAACCUGCCCUGCUUUUCUGACAUCACUCUUCAACAGACAAAAACCAGAAAAGUUAGAUAUAAAGUUACAUGGCUCAUUGCUUUGAAUUAUGUAUUCACAUUCAUUUUUACCAUAGAUACAUAACUCCCUUGCACACCAUUAGGGCUGGAGCUGAACUAUGACUUAUAAUGGUGUAUUACAUACUCUAAGAAUGAAUUUGAAUGAAAAUCAGUGUCAGGGAAUAAACAUAUCCCUCUCAAAUCUUGUGCACACUACAAGAAUGUGGCAUAGUGUUAAUUUGCACGUGCACCAUAAGCUAUUUUUCCCUUAUCUUCUGUCAGGUUUAUAACCAGCUUUGUGGGAUCAGUUAGCAGGAUCUCACUAGUCAGGGUUAGUUGAGCCAGAUAAUCAGAAAGAUACCAGGGUGUGUUGAGCUCACUUCUUCGUUUAGGUUCAAGGAGUUUCAAAGUUGUUUGGAAAAGCUAACCUGUGUGCGAUGUCCAUCAACACUCUUUGGUGUUUGUUUAAGUUUCUUUGCAUUCUUGUUAUCCCUCACAUUGUUGCAUCUCACUGCAGAGACCAACAAUACCAUUUUUGUCAUGCAAACCUGUAAAUAACUAUUCCUUGCAUGAACUUGUGAACAUUUUGUCGUUAAAUGAAGGCUCCGUCUAAUUCUGGACUUUUUACAUAACCAAAUGCCUCUGGAGGAUUUUGUCAGUCACAGAGUUGGGUCUGUUUUGGACUGACAUGCCUGGAAGAGCAAGUUUGCAUACAGCUUUCUUGGGCAACAUCAACAGACAGCUCUUAUUCUAAACUUGUGCUGCUGGGCAAAGCUGGGUGUCUGCCAAAAGGUCAUAGUUUCUUCAGUGUGCGACAUGUAUCUGUGAAACAAAGAUUUCACACCUUAAAUUCUCAAAUUCAAUAUGAUUAUUAUAAUAAUGUACAUGUAAUAAAAAUCCUCCACACAUGUUGAAGAAAAAUGAUCUUAAUACAAGUGGUGCACAUGUGCUUUUUUCACAAACAUUUAGCAUACUCAUUUCACAUGGUUUAAAGUGCCCAUUGAACAGUGAUGUACUUUAAUCACAUGUUUAAUUUGUCUUAUUUUUGGCAGGAUGGCGCCUUAAGUCUGCCAGGUUGUCAUUGUUUGUAAGCUGGUUAUGAUCCUGUCAUGUGGCUCUCUUGUGGCUGUUUAGUUUUAAGAUUUCAGCUAGCAUCAUUUUCAUGCACAUAGAAGAAAUACAGACAUGCUCAAGAUGUAAUUUUGAAAAUGCCAACUGCAUUCUUGGUACAAUAAUUGAUUUGAAUAUGUAUCAGAGUGCUGCACAAUAAUUCUCUUCAGUACAAAAGGCCCCUGCAGUCGCCAUAAUAACACAGGCCUUGGUAAUUUGGUCUUUGUUGAAGAUUGGUUGUUAUUUGAGAAUUUAAGGCCACACUGCAUCUGAAGUGGAAGUUACAGUACUUUCGGGAACCAUGUGUAAUAUGAUAACUCUAAUGUAUGAGUGAGUAUGCAUGUUAUAACAGGUGUUUAUGAUGUGCUUACAGGUGUUACAAACAUGCAGUCUGCCCUGAGCUCUCAGUCCUCCAUAGACAGCGAGCUCAGUACAUCAGAUGACUCCAUCUCCAUGGGCUACAAGCUGCAGGACCUCACUGAUGUCCAGAUCAUGGCCCGCCUGCAGGAAGAAAGUAAGUAAGAGUGUUGUGUACAUGGUAUGCUGGGCAUCAUGUCUCUAAACUCUGAAAGGCAAAGUUCUGAUUUUGGCAGCUGACUAUAUCAGGAAAAGAACAGAACUAGCACAAGUUACAAAAUAUUUUAUUGAAAGGUAGUUCUGUAUUUUUCAGUGAUAGUGGACAUGUUACUGUAUUUGCAUAGCUUCCUCAGCAGGGUUAUUUUAAACAUGAUAUUAUUUCCCCUCAGGUCUGAGGCAGGAUUUUGCUUCUAGCUCAGCGUCUGCAUCACGCCGCAGCUCUACAGCCUCCCUACAGUCCCUGCGCCGGGGUGGCACAUACAGCGAUCAGGAGUUUGACAGUUACAGCCUGGAGGAUGAAGAGGAUGAGUUCUGUUCUAUGCCCCAGCGACGACAUCGUUUCACCCCCUCGCCAUUGGGCUCACCCCGGUGCCUGUCCCCCUCCACCUCCAACCACGGUCAGGAAUACAACAGCAGACUUUCUGCACCACGCACAAGAACACCAAGAAGAUCCCUACAAGGCCCCAGUGCAGAGCUGCUGAAAUUUGCCAAGAGUGAGGGUAGGCAAAAUCAAUAAUUCAGAGCAUUUGUAGCCUGUGUCAAGAUCAGCGCAACCACCGCAAAGAUUCUUCUUGAAUCAGAGCGCAUAAUGACAUUAAAGCACACAUAAUGUCGUUGCUAAAUCCAUUUGUAUGUGUGGUUCCAGAGGAGUUGAGGCACAGCAUGCCUAAUCUGGCCCCUCGCACCAGCCUACGUUCCCUGGAGGCAGUCAGAAACAGCCGCAGCAUGGAGGCUAACCUCCAGAGCUCUGGCAACCGCAUGUCCCGCCUUCCACACUCCCCCUCCACAGGUAACCCCAACCCACCUCACCUGGUCUGAACCAUGCUUCUAACAUCAUGUACCAUGCAUUUGCUCUCCAAUGUCACUCAUAUCCUACCACCUCCUAACCUCUGCAUGACCCCAUGUGUCAUUGGACUGAUAUCUUGGCAGGGUUUUCCAGCAGUACCCUGAGAAAUACGUAACAAUUAACAGUGAUGUGAAGCCUUUUCUUUUAUGAUUUAUGUCUCUUCACAUGCGUGUCAAUAAAAAGAUAGAUGCUUUUGCAGCAGAUGCUCACUGAUCGCUGAUUUCAAGUUAGGAAUGAGCAGAGUGUUAGAAAAAACAAAAGAAACGUGAAUUCAGUACAGUUGUCAGAUUUUCAGUUUGGCAAACAAUUUUUGAAAAAGGUUGUCCACCUCUCUACAAAAUAUAUUCCAACCAACCUGUAUAUUUCAAUCUUGUAGUUUAGAACAACUAUAGGUCAACAUUAAUGGUUUAACAGAUUUAUAACUAUGUCCUUUAUACAUUUUUGAAUGCAGGUACAUCCUCUUAAAAAAUCGAGAAUUGGCUGUAAAAUCAGAACAGAUGCAUCAAUCUAUUUGUGAUGGUCUAAUCUUCACCAAAGAAGAGUUUCUUAUGUCAUCACUAAAAACCCACCCCUCUCCUGUGCGCUCAUCUCACCUGACAUACCCCAGCUGUUGUUCAGGUGUCUGUCCUUUCACUCAUCUGCAACAUGAUGAUUCCCUGCCUCUGCUUUAGCUUUUAUCUUUCUAAUCCAGAUCUGCUUCUCACAGGUUUGCUCCUCACAGGUUUGUCUUCAACUGCUACAGGCCCCAGUUGAGGGUUUUCACUGUUGUAUUAGAGGAAUGUGUGUUUGAGAGUCUGUGUUACCUCUGAGCCUCUCUCUCACACAAGGAAUGGCUGGCAGUCGGAUGCGAAGCAACGGACAGUCUCCCCUCUCCCUGCGGGCUCCUGUGAAAGCUGUCACACCGAUGGCAGCUGGGCGUCAAGCUUCCAGAGGUCUGCCAGUCGUCCAAGCACCACCUGCAGGAGGGGGGCGCCGGGCCCAGUCUCCAGGGUCCACUAAUGGUGGAGCCUACAUACCAGGGAGAGCUUCCACUGGGGCAGGGAGGCCUGCGAUGGGCCGAGGACAGGCUGCACCAUCAGCAUCCACCAGGAGUAAACUGUCACAGCCAACCAGAAGGUUAGAGCUUUUUGGAAAAUGAGAUGUUUUAAUCAUUUGUAAAGGUUCUUUUGUAUCUUUGCCUCAUCCCUGAAUAUAUAGACUGACUUGUCUUUUUGUUGACAGGUCCUUGGGUAUGACCAAAAUCUCAGACGAAUCUUGGAAAGAUGGCUGUUAUUGA
This is a messenger RNA of Xyrichtys novacula (pearly razorfish), 12374 nucleotides long. Lineage: Eukaryota; Metazoa; Chordata; Actinopteri; Labriformes; Labridae. The record is from the annotation of a GenBank genome assembly.